Molecule: messenger RNA, 3374 nt
Organism: Drosophila grimshawi
Lineage: Eukaryota; Metazoa; Arthropoda; Insecta; Diptera; Drosophilidae
Gene: mus301
Product: helicase POLQ-like
Exons: 7
Coding region: 39-3230 (1063 amino acids)
Molecular function (GO): ATP binding; nucleic acid binding
Source: RefSeq, a predicted model, not a curated record
UUAGGCGCGUCGCUUUUGAUCAAUGUUUUGUGUGCAGAAUGUCGCGAAAACACAUAAAUAAUGAUUUAACACCGCAACGUAAUGCUAAUGUAAAACGUAUUUGUUUGGAGCGCACGAGCGCUGCUGGUGCUGCCAGGCAGAUGAGCGAGAACAUCUUUUGGCCGGAUAACGAUGACAGCCUAUUUUCCCAUGCCAAACUGGAGGAAAUGUUUAGCGGACAGGAUGCUGUCGUCUCAGCACCGUUCAGCAGUCAAAUUAGCAACAAAUUUCAACAAAGCGAAUCGGAUGACAGUCUAUUUGGUGAUAUAUCGCUGCCCAGCACAGGUGAAGCGGCACCGAAAUCGGUUGAAAUUGAACAGAACAGCCCAAAAGUGCAGACUUUUACUGAAAUUAAUCUGCAAGACUUGAGCGUGGCUGAAAUGGAGGAUAUAUUUCAUGGUACCGAUGAUUAUAGCGAUCCAGUUGCACAAAACACGCAGCUCUUCAUGGAUGCAAUGGCCUUCAAGGUGCCCAAGUCACCAGACCGAACCCAAGUGACAGCCACACAAACACAAGAAGAAAAAGAAGAAUCCAUGUCCAUCUCCACCUCAAUGUCAUUCUUAUCCAAGUCCAUACUGGAUGGCAUUGUGCAGGGCACACAGUAUGCGACAUUUGAGGCACUUAAGAAUCGCUCCAUGCUGCAGGCACAGCAGGAGCUGGCGGCGCUCGAUCAGCUGGACUGGCAGACGCAGGCGUUUGACGAAUUUGAAAGCGUCAAGGAACCACAAACCGAUAAUAGCUUUCCCAGCAAGGGCAAUUUCUACGGGCUGCCCGAUAGAGUAAAGAGUUUAAUAUUCGAGCAUAAGGGCAUCAAGAGCUUAUAUGAGUGGCAGGACGAGUGUCUUAAUCUGCCUGCCAUACGCAAGCGCAAAAAUCUAAUUUAUGCGCUGCCCACCAGCGGCGGCAAAACUUUAGUUGCCGAAAUCCUAAUCCUGCGAGAGCUGCUCUGCCGCGAACGCAACGUGCUCUUCAUAUUGCCAUAUGUAUCUAUUGUGCAGGAAAAGGUUAGUGCCAUGUCACCGUUUGCCAUUGCGCUGGACUUCAUUGUGGAUGAGUAUACUGCGGGUAAGGGCAAAUGUCCGCCACAACCGCAACGCAAGCGACGCAGCCUUUUUAUUGCAUCCAUUGAAAAGGGCGCUGUGCUUAUGGAUAGUCUGAUUGAUGCAGAAAGACCACACGAGAUUGGCCUGGUUGUUGUGGAUGAAUUGCAUUUGAUUGGCGAACGCGGACGUGGCGCCACUUUGGAGGCGUUCCUCACCAAGGUUAUGUUUCUAAAUGCCAACAUUCAAAUUGUGGGCAUGAGCGCCACCAUAGGCAAUUUGAAUGAAAUCUCAGCAUUUCUUAAUGCGGAUGUCUAUACACGUGGUUUUCGCCCAGUGGAGCUCAAGGAGUACAUCAAAUGUGGCAAUGAUUUGCUGGAAAUUAAUGCAGCUGGUCAAACGCUUGAGGAGAUUUUUGUGCCAAAGCGCACCGUCAGCUACAAUUACAGCGCUGCUGUGGAGCGUGCCGAUCCGGAUCAUUUGGCUGGUUUGAUUACCGAAUGUGCACCGGAGCAUUGCUGCCUGGUGUUUUGUCCGACGCGCAAGAACUGUGAGAACGUGGCGCUGCUGCUAAGUCGCAUUGUGCCCAAACAAAAGUUCUUUGAGCAUCGCCAGAGCGAGAAAGCCGAUCUGAUGAAAGCUCUGGACCAGAUAUGCGGCAUAUUGAGCCCCGUGCUGGCUAAAACGCUGCCCUAUGGUAUUGCCUAUCAUCAUUCCGGCCUGACCACGGAUGAGCGCAAGUACAUUGAGACCGCUUAUCGCUUUGGUGUCAUCACAGUCAUUUGCUGCACCUCAACGCUGGCCGCUGGCGUAAAUCUGCCCGCCAAGCGUGUGAUUAUACGGGCGCCCUAUGUGGGUCAGGAGUUUAUGACAUUGUGCAAGUAUAAGCAAAUGGUUGGGAGGGCGGGACGCGCAGGCUUAGGUGAGGCGGGCGAGAGUAUACUCAUUACGCAGAGCAAGGACAAUUUACUGGUGGGUCAGAUGCUCUUCUCGCCCAUGGACAAGGCGCUGAGCUCGAUGGAUCAGCUGGAGGCUGUUGGCUUGCAGUCUUUAAUACUGAGUGUUAUCGGCUUAAAUUUAGCUGAUUGCCGACGUGAUUUGAAUCGUCUGGUAAACAGCACACUGCUGGCCGUGCAAGCAGGUUCCUUGGAAGUCGCUGUUGAUGAGCUCGUCCUGCGCAUUCUUCGGGACAUGUUCAAGAACAAGGUGCUACAGCUAAGCGAAAGUGCUCCCAAGGGCAAGCCAAAUAGCUCGGAUAUAAUGACCACUCAGGAUGUCAAUCCGAGCUGUCGAGCUGCUGCCGAUCGCCGACUGUUGAUUAGUCAAUCGACGCGCUUUCAACUGACCAGUAUUGGACGAGCUGCAUUCAAGGCGGGCAUCGAUUAUAAGCGUGCCUUUGCCAUACACAAGGAGUUGCAGCUGGCACAGCAGCAGCUCAUCCUCACCAGCUAUGUGCAUUUGCUAUAUUUGCUGGUCUGCUUCAACUCCAAUGAGCGUGGCGAUGAGCUCUUUCCAGCUGAUGCUAAUAUACUCUUUCGCGAAUACACCUCGUUGCCCAUGCAGACACAGGCGCUGUUCAUGCAGUUGGGUUUUACGGAGGCGCAUGCCGCCCGACUGGCCAAGACACAGUCGGUGCAGGGUCCGCUUGCGUUACAGCUGAAUCGCCUGUACAAAGUGCUCAUAUUAGCUGAUGUGUUGGCGCUGCUGCCGCUGCCCAGCGUCGCCAGCAAGUAUAAUAUCGAGAGAGGCACGCUGCAGCAGCUCAUCAGCCAGUGCACAGCGGCGGCCAGUGCCAUUAUGCGUCUCUGCGAGCAAAUGGAUGAGUUCUGGUGCUACAAACCACUCUUCGAACGCAUUCAUCAUAAAAUGGAUCGUUGUGGCACCUUGGAGCUGGAGCCCCUUCUGGAGUUGCCCGCUGUUAAGAUUAAUCGGGCCAAGCAGCUUUUUGCUGCUGGCUUUAGAACCGUUGAGGAUGUGGCCAAAACGCGUCCCAUGGUCUUGGUGAAAGCUGUCGAAUUUAUGCCGCUCAAAGUGGCAACUGAAAUGAUAUCGGCAGCCAAGAUAAUUUUAAUGAAAAAGUUGGAUCAUUUGGAAGAGGAAACGGAAGUGCUUAAAAGCUGCCUGUGCGCAACUGCAUCGCAAUCGAGCUAAAAGCAAUUUAAAGUUAAAAGUAUUUAUUUUUUUUUGUUUUAGUUGUUUUUGUAUUAUAUUUUUAAUUUUGUUUAAGCACUCGACUUGAGCCUAGAAUACAGCUUAAAUAUUACGCGCACACAAAAUGUUUGCAUACUACAUUUA